GAUUGCCAGCAUCGCUGAGGCCAUCAGGCAUUUUGAGUUCCGUUUUUGAUGUGGUGCGUGCGUUCAUCGACCAUGUGUCUGUCCAACAAGAAAUAACAGUAAUAUAAAAUCAGUGGUGGCCUUUAUCUCAGCAAUGAAGCGACAAAAAGAAGACAGGCCAAAAGGAGCGAAAGAGAUUGAGACAUGCGAUUGGAAACGGUGGCGCCUAGAAAAGAAACUUCAGCGCCAGAAGUGGAAAGAAGAGAGGACACUGAAGAAAUUAGAAAAGAAGAAUAAAACUCACACAUCCGUGGACGGGCAGAAAGCAAGUCAGGAUGACAGCCAGCCAGUGGGACGUAAAUACACGCUAAGCAUAGCGGUGCCCGGUUCAAUCAUGGAAAACGCCCAGAACGCCGAGUUGCGGACAUACCUGGCUGGUCAGAUCGCAAGAGCAGCCGUCGUGUUCUGUGUGGACGAGAUUGUUGUCUACGAUGACUAUGGCUCAACAACUAGUAAGACGAGCAGCACUACAGAAGGCGAGUUCUCGGGGGUCUCCGAGCGUGGCCAGGGGGCCCUGCAGCUGGCGCGAGUGUUGCAGUACCUCGAGUGCCCCCAGUACCUGCGCAGGCAUCUGUUCCCCAUCCACCGGGACCUGCAGUUUGCCGGGCUGCUCAACCCGCUCGACUGCCCCCACCACCUGAGGGCCUCUGAGGAGUGCCCGUACCGCGAGGGUGUGGUGGCCAGGCUCCCCGUCAAGGAGGGCAGCGGCUCCUUCGUCAACUGCGGGCUCGAGAAGGAGGUGAAGAUAGACCGCUGCCUCCAGCCUGGGGUGCGGGUGACGGUCAAAAUGGCACCGGAGGAGCCCGGUCGCAAGCGCAGGGGCCAGGCGGUGUCCCCAUCUUGCCCGCGUACCGAGGGGGGCCUCUACUGGGGCUACGAGGUGCGCCUGGCACGCAGCCUCGGGGCGGUGCUGGCCGAGGCCCCACAUCCGGGGGGCUACGACCUCACCCUGGGCACCUCAGAGCGGGGGGACCCCGUGGACGCACUGGAGUUGCCGAGCAGGUUCAAGCAUGCCAUUGUUGUGUUUGGAGGCUUGAAAGGCCUGGAGGCUGCCCUGGAGUCUGACGAGGCUCUCGACGUAGAGGACCCUGCCUUCCUCUUCAGCCACUACCUCAACACCUGCCCUGCCCAAGGAUCCCGGACAAUACGCACAGAGGAGGCCGUACUGAUAUCCUUGUCAGUCUUGAGGCCGAAAAUCAGCGCUGCACAGAGUGGAAGUCCUGCAUGAAGGGGAUGUGAAGGUCCUUGUUGGCCCUCCGCUUCCUCGGUGUCCUAAAAAUGCUGCCGUCAUCAACGUCCAUUGAUUCUUCGUAGCCUGUCCUUGGCAAUUUUGUCGAAAAGAAGAAGCCCCGAUGCCCUUUCUAUGGUUUCCACUGGAACCUGGAACAAAUGGACAAUUUUAUUUGUCCGUUAUAAAUAAAUAAAGAUUCACCCGACUCGCGA
Ixodes scapularis (black-legged tick) is the source of this 1482-nucleotide messenger RNA. RefSeq names its product putative methyltransferase C9orf114 homolog. Lineage: Eukaryota; Metazoa; Arthropoda; Arachnida; Ixodida; Ixodidae. The record is from RefSeq and is a predicted model, not a curated record. Bases 134 to 1267 code for a protein of 377 amino acids. The transcript has 8 exons.